Messenger RNA from Paramisgurnus dabryanus, 2566 nucleotides. It is a transcript of the gene srp72, whose product is annotated as signal recognition particle 72. Gene Ontology annotation, cellular component: signal recognition particle, endoplasmic reticulum targeting. Gene Ontology annotation, biological process: SRP-dependent cotranslational protein targeting to membrane. Gene Ontology annotation, molecular function: ribosome binding; protein binding; 7S RNA binding. Lineage: Eukaryota; Metazoa; Chordata; Actinopteri; Cypriniformes; Cobitidae. The record is from RefSeq and is a predicted model, not a curated record.
GGGACUUUUAUUCUGUCCUGUUCGGUUCCGUUCAUAUGGCUGACGAUGGCGAGCGGAGCUGGGCCCGUUGCUGCUCUCUGGACCGAAAUCAACCGCUGUGGACAGAAUGGGGACUUUAGCAGAGCUUUAAAAGCUGUCAAUAAAAUUUUGCAUGAAAAUAAAGAUGACGUAACGGCUCUGCGAUGUAAAAUUGUCUGUCUGAUCCAGAAUGGAGGUUUUAAAGAAGCUCUAAAUGUUAUAAACACUCACACGAAAUCUCUGAGCAGUGAUGUGAUCGGGUUUGAGAAGGCCUACUGUGAAUACCGUCUGAACAGGGUGGAGAGCGCAUUGAAAACGAUCGAGGCAAUCCCAGAACAAACAGAUAAACUGAAGGAACUCUAUGGUCAAGUGCUCUACAGACUAGAGCGCUAUGAUGAGUGUCGUGCUGUCUAUAAAGAUCUGAUCAGAAACUCUCAGGAUGAAUAUGAGGAGGAGAGGAAGACGAAUCUGUCUGCUGUGUUGGCAGCCCAGAGCACCUGGGAGAACACAGCACCGGAAGAUCUGGGUUUACCUGAAAGCUCCUACGAGCUGUGUUACAAUGCUGCCUGCUGUCUGAUUGGUCAAGCGCAGCUCAGCCAGGCCCUGACGAAACUACAGAAAGCUGAAGAGUUGUGCAGGAAGUCUCUGGCUGAGGACUCGGAUGUGAUGGAGGAGGAUAUUGACGCUGAGCUGGCCGUCAUUCACUCUCAGAUGGCUUAUGUGAUGCAGCUUCAGGGCCGAACCGAAGAUGCUCUUCAACUCUACAAUCAAGUCAUCAAACUCAAACCGUCUGAUGGGGGUCUGCUGGCUGUUACUGCCAAUAACAUCAUCACCAUUAACAAGGACCAAAACGUCUUCGACUCCAAGAAAAAGGUGAAGCUAACCAACGCUGAGGGAGUAGAGCACAAACUGGCCAAAAAACAGCUGCAGGCCAUCGAAAUCAACAAAGCCUUGCUGGCUAUGUACACUAACCAGGCGGAGCAGUGCGGUAAGUUGUUGUCGAACUUGCAGUCGCAGAACCCAGGUCACCCCAGACCGGUUCUCAUUAAGGUGGCCCAGCUGUGCCGUGAGAAGCAGCACAACAAAGCCAUAGAGCUGCUACAGCGGUUUGCGGAUCAACAUCCUGAAAGUGCGUCUGAAAUCAAACUCACGAUGGCUCAGCUGUAUCUGACACAAGGUCAUGUGACUAAAGCUUGUGACAUCCUGAAGUCAAUAGAAGACUUUAAAUACAAGCUAGGAAUGAUUUCUGCUCUGGUCACGUUGUACACGCACGAAGAAGACAUGGACAGCGCGAUUGACGUCUUCACUCAGGCCAUCCAGUAUUAUCAGACCGAGCAGCACGGGUCUGAUGCUCACCUUUGUCUGGUGCGAGAGGCUGCCAACUACAAGCUGAAGUACGGCCGUAAGAAGGAGGCGAUCAGUGACUUGGAGCAGCUGUGGAAACAGAACAAUAAAGACAUUCAUACGUUGGCUCAGCUCAUCUCUGCGUACUCACUGGUGGAUCAGGAAAAGGCCAAAGCGUUGAGUAAGCACCUUCCUUCUCCAGACUCAAUGUCUUUUAAAGUGAACGUUGAUGAACUGGAGAACUCGCACGGAGCCACGUACGUCAGGAAAAAAGCUGCUAAAGUUGUCGGAGAAACUCCACCGAAAGAGCAGGGGCCUGAAGAUGUUAAAAAGAAGAAGAAAAAGAAGAAAGGUAAACUGCCAAAGAACCACGACCCCAAAUCGACUCCAGAUCCCGAGCGAUGGUUGCCGAUGCGAGAACGCUCAUACUACCGCGGCAGGAAGAAGGGCAAGAAGAAGGAGCAGGUGGGCCGCGGUACGCAGGGCGCAACCUCAGGAGCUACUGCAGAGCUUGAUGCCAGUAAGACGGCCAGCAGUCCACCCACCUCACCUCGACCCGGCUCAGGAACAGCCAGCACCACGAGUAACGUGGUGCCUCCACGACAACAGAAACCUGCGGCACCCGGAGCUUCUCGUAAAAAAGCACCACCGAAGAAGAAAAAGGGUGGGAAAGGAGGAUGGUAGAAAGAGAGACAAAUGAUUCGAUCUGAAAUAAUUAGCUCGUUUCUUGAAGGAUUGUUUGUUUGGUUUUGAAACAUUGAAAAGCAGAGUUGUAAGGAUAAGGAUGCCACAUUCUCCUCUAGUGGUCCGGAGGAUGAAUUGUGCAAACGUUUCGGUUCUAAAAUAUGGAAGGGGUUUUCAAAGUCUAAGGAUGAGUGAUAAUGCAGGAAUCAUUUAAGGAAUCAGAUUUUUUGUCUUUUGUUUUAAUCAUUCAGUCCAUUGUGCAUUACUGUAACUGUAAGGGCAUUUUUUAUAUCUGCAUUACAAGUUUAUUUUUAUUUUUUCUCCUUAAUUUUAUUCCUGCUUGAUAAAUGUUGGCUCGAGUAUAAGACAAUAUUAUAAUUUUACAAUAGAGGCUCUGUCAAAGUAUAAAUAUUUAUUUUUAAACUCCUGAAUACAAAAACUCAUUCCUAAUUUUAAUUUUGGACAAAAAUCCAUCAGAAAACGUGAAACCCAGCCUUAAUAAAAAGAUUCCUGAAACAGU